AUGUAUUAACCAAGAAGGUUAUCUCCUGCAUCCUCCAGUCCACUUUAUAGAAAUGUUAAUGUUAAUGUCUAAUGUAUUAAUUCAUUAAUCAGUUAGAAUAAAAUUAAAUUAAAUUAUAACUAAAAUAAAUCACUCCCACCAAUAAUAUUACUCCCUAUGUCUAGAUCAUAUCAUAAAACCAUCAUAAACAAAAUACUUACAAUUCCUAUGAAAACAAUUCGCGAUAAGUGUCCAAAGAAAGAGAAAGUACCUAAUCCAAUCAAUCCAAAGAUUAAAUACUCAAUCAAUACUAACUUGAAUCAUUGUUUUAACAUUAAACCUAAUCUUUGAUUUAAAAAAAUGAUAUCAAUUAAGUCUACUCAUAUAUUGAUACUGUUAUUAAGACCUAAAAAUCAGAAAUAUUCAAAGUAUUAGAUCAUCAAAAUAAACAAAUAGAAUUUUUGUAGUAAAUUAUUUUAAAUUAAACCCAAUAUCAGCAAAAUGCAUCCUCAUAAUUUCUGUAAUUGCAAACUUAGUUAGAAGAAAAACUUUCAAACUUUAUUAAUAAAUAAAUUAAAGACCUUUCAACUAGAUUAUAAAAUAAUAAUAAAAACGAACUUGAAACUAUCAAUAAUUAAUUAGAAAAGCUUAGAGCAUAAAUAUUUUAAAUUAAUAUAACUAACAGCAAACUUAUAACUGAUAAACUAUAAUCUUCUUAUGCAAAUGAUACUGAAAACUAAAUGAUUAAUCAUUCAUAAAUUCCUAAACCCUUUCUAACCGAUAAUCAAUCUCAUAAUAUGGAUUAAAAUAUCAAAAUUAUGAAAAAUAACUAUCUAAUAGAUAGAGAUUAUUCAACUUAAUCACACAAUCCUUUAAACGAUAUUACUAAUAUUUAAAUUAAAUAUAUCAAAAGUUUGCAAUAAAGUUUACAAAACUCAAAACUCUCUAAAUGUUCUUCAAAUAAUAAUAACAAAUAACAAGAAGGUUCUCCUAUUGAACUCUUUAACGAUCAGAACAUUCUAGACAGUCUAGAUAAUAUUAAGGUAUUUGAUCCUUAACAACAUCCUGAUCAUCCCUCAGAUUCAACUAACAAUUAUAAUUCCAUGGAUUUAUCAUAAGCAAGAAUGUCAACUAUCUAAGAAAACGAAAAUGAAGAAGAUGAAUGUGUUUAUUAAAUAAUUGAAAAUCAUUAACAGCAGACUCGAAUCGAAAAUACUAAGAAAUAAAAGGAGCAACUUAAAAUUAAACAAUGCAAAAGCAAGACAUUAUAUUAUUGA
Molecule: messenger RNA, 1256 nt
Organism: Paramecium octaurelia
Lineage: Eukaryota; Ciliophora; Oligohymenophorea; Peniculida; Parameciidae
Source: the annotation of a GenBank genome assembly